Arabidopsis arenosa is the source of this 1641-nucleotide messenger RNA. The record is from the annotation of a GenBank genome assembly. NCBI's taxonomy places the organism in Eukaryota, Viridiplantae, Streptophyta, Magnoliopsida, Brassicales, Brassicaceae.
AGUCUCUGAUCAUUUCCAUCUUCGCAAUGAUGAUUCCGUUUCAUUGAUCGAUCAAUCUCACUGACAAAUCUCGCCGGAGUUACUUCUCGCCGGCCUAAAUCAUGCCUUUGCCUAUAUUCUCGUCGCGGUUACAGUGUUCGUCUUCCUCGUCAUCCUCGUCGCGAUCUUCGUUUCUUCGUCCUAAGCCUCGAAUCGAUCCAAGCUUGACCUUAAUUCCAGGCUUAUCCAACGACGUCGCGAGACUGAUUCUCUCCUUCGUCCCUUACCCUCACAUCUCUCGUCUCAAACCGACCUGUAAAUCAUGGUACGCUUUUCUCUCUUCCAAAACCCUAAUUUCACUCCGCCAUAGCCGAGACAACAGCAACAUCAACAAUCUCUCGCAUCUCCUUUGUAUCUUCCCUCAGGAUCCUUCGAUUUCGCCUCCGUUUCUCUUCGAUCCAGUGACUCUCUCUUGGAGAUCGCUUCCUCUUAUGCCUUGUAACCCUCACGUUUACGGUCUCUGCAAUUUCGUAGCCGUAGCUCUUGGUCCUUACGUUUAUGUUCUCGGUGGCUCUGCUUUUGAUACUAGGUCUUAUCCUCUGGAUGUUCCUUUGCCUACUUCUUCUGUGUUCCGUUACAGUUUCGUGAAAUCGGUUUGGGAACGGCUCUCUCCGAUGGUGUCUCCACGUGGUAGCUUCGCUUGCGCUGCGAUGCCUGGUUCGUCUGAUCGGAUUAUUGUGGCGGGAGGAGGAUCACGGCACACUUUGUUUGGUGCUGCUGGAAGUAGAAUGAGUUCUGUGGAGAUAUAUGAUGUUGAGAAAGAUGAGUGGAGAGAAAUGGUUGAAUUGCCUAGGUUUAGAGCAGGAUGUGUUGGUUUCUUGGUUGGGGAUGAGAAGGAGAAUGAGAAGAAGGAAGAGAGGGAGUUUUGGGUAAUGGGUGGCUAUGGCGGAUCGAGGACGGUUUCAGGGAUUCUUCCUGUUGAUGAAUACUAUAAAGACGCGGCAGUGAUGGAUUUGAGAGUAGAUGGUGGUGAGAAAUGGAGGAUAGUUGGAGAUAUGUGGGGAGAAGAAGUGCGACCUAAGCUAGGGAAGAUUGUUGCUGUUGAUUGUGGAAAGCCGGUGUUUUUCAUGUUAGAUAAGGAUUUGAUUCUUAGGUAUGAGGUAGGUUUGAAUCGUUGGAGAAAGGAGUCAAGCGUGCCGAAGAAAGCUCAUUACGACAAACCGGUUGGUUUUGUUGCACUGAAUGGUGAAUUACAUGUUAUGAUUCUUUUGGAUGGUUAUAAUCUGAUGGACACAAGGCAUACUAGACAACAGAGGAAAGCUGGAUCUUUGAUGAUUCAUAUGUAUGAUCCAAAGAAGAAAACUUGGAGAUCGGUUGUCUCAAAGCCACCGUUCAAUCACCAACUUGAUUUCAGGACCACGGUUAUGUGCACCAUCCGAUUGUAGUUGGUGUAAAAAACUCUCAUCACAUCAUCUAGAAUAAUAAUUUGGUGUUCAUGGUGUGUGAGCUCUGAUGAUGUUUAGGUAUUGGUUCGUUUCGUUUACCACAUUUACAUAUGUUACCACAUUCUGUACAGGUUGAAAAAAAAAAGAUCUUUGGGUAUUCUGUUAUAUUGUAAAUAACAAAAUAUUCUAUGGCUUUGUAUAAAAAUGCUCUAGCUUG